ACUGCUACACAAAAAUGCUUUUUGUAUUUUAGGAAUCGCGCCAUUUUCAUUUGUAUCAAAGGUUUUCGUUCAUCGUGGCAUUGGCACUGAACCCAUCGGAACGCAAAAACUCCCAGUGCUCCAUGAAUUCCGUAAUCCGAUUCCGGUAGUUAUCUCUGCUGCGGGCACGGAUAUCUUGUUGUUCUCCGAAUCGAGGAAGACCAGCGCACCUCCGAUUAGGGUUUUGGUUGAAGGUUGUAAGAAAUGAAUUCCGGCGAUCUCAACAAAAUAUGGGAAAUCAAAACGCUGAAGAGAAAACCUAAAGAAGAAGAGGCCCGGAAGAUUUUAGACAGAGUCGCAAAUCAGGUCCAGCCCAUCAUGCGUAAACACAAUUGGAGGGUCAAAGUGCUUUCUGAGUUCUGUCCGCAAAAUGGGCGUCUUCUGGGCUUGAAUGUAGGACGCGGUAUACAUGUAAAAUUGAGGCUUAGGAGGGCAAACAAAGACGAGGAAUUCCUUCCUUUCCAUGAGGUCCUGGAUACAAUGCUCCAUGAACUAUGCCACAAUGCUCAUGGCCCGCAUAAUGCCAACUUCUACAAGCUUUGGGAUGAACUUCGAAAGGAAUGCGAAGACCUCAUAAACAAAGGGAUAAGUGGUUCAGGACAGGGGUUUGAUCUUCCUGGAAGGCGUUUGGGUGGAGUCUCCCGUAAACCUCUUUCAUCUCUUCACCAGGCUGUGUUGACUGCCGCAGAAAAUAGGGCUCGUCUUGGAUCCUUGCUGCCUUCAGGACCUAAGAGAAUUGGUGGUGAUAGUUCUAUUAUGGUUGCACUUAGUCCUAUGCAGGCUGCUGCAAUGGCAGCUGAAAGAAGAUUACAGGAUAAUAUCUGGUGUGGCUCAGAAUUCUAUGAUGUAUCCGAAGAAGAUGAAUCUUCAGAUAGAGGAUGCUGUUCGGAGAUUCCAAGCACUGCACUUGAUGGACUGGAUAUGAAGGUAAAAUCUUGGAAAAGAAGGAGAGAAUCAGAUGAUGUUUCUGUACUCGAGUCUAACAAUGGUGAACAAGAAUCCAGUGUCAUAGACCUGGAUAAACCUGUUUCGAAAUCAGGAUCCAUGUUCCGUUCACAUGAAAUACCUCCUAAUAAGAAUUACCAAAGAGAUUUGUCUACAGAAGCUUCAACUUCCACAUCCAUAUCUAGCCAUGAUCUGAUCCAUGAUGACCAAUGUCGCACAUGGCAAUGUAGAGCAUGCACGUUGCUGAACCCACCAUUAGCUCCAGUAUGUGAGCUUUGCAGAACCCAAAAGCCCAAAGAUGAUAAGCUGAAAACAGUGAUCUGGUCAUGUAAAUUUUGUACUUUGGAAAAUGAUUCGAAGAUGGAAAAAUGUGCUGCAUGUGGAGCUUGGAGAUAUUCAUAUGGUCCACCUGUAGCUACUUCAUCACCCAAUCUUGGCACUUGAGAUUGAUUGGUGAAAGGGCUUAGAGAAGUAGCGGGAUGGUGCAUUUCUCAUUCAACACUCUUUUAAUCAUAUGCAAGUUCGCCAUGGAUUAUGUUUGACUCAUUUUUUGGCUCUCGGGGUAAUAGAACUUGUUUCAACAUACCUGAACACUAUGGAAUUCAUGUUGUGAAAAGCACAAACCACAAAGUAUAUUUUGACAGCUGUCUCAGUUAUAUUUCAAUGAAAUUUUGAAGCCA
Sesamum indicum (sesame) is the source of this 1664-nucleotide messenger RNA. RefSeq names its product zinc ion binding protein. The record is from RefSeq and is a predicted model, not a curated record. Lineage: Eukaryota; Viridiplantae; Streptophyta; Magnoliopsida; Lamiales; Pedaliaceae. Gene Ontology annotation, molecular function: metallopeptidase activity. Gene Ontology annotation, cellular component: nucleus. Gene Ontology annotation, biological process: DNA repair.